GACAGCAAAAAUGAGCACAACAACAACAACAACAUCAACAGCAAUGACGGCGACGGCGGCAGUGACGACUACAGAAGAAGCGGGGCAGACAGCGUGUCAGUGCAGUUGUGAUCACCAUCGACAUGGUGGGGGAGAUACCGCAAGCAGACAUGGUGGAGAUUGGGGUUGACAUGGAAAAGAAGUUUGCUAUCUCCCCUCCCCUCAAUGAUAGUGACGGCGACAAUAACAACAACAACAACAACAACAACAACAAUAACAACAACGAAGGCGGAGGCGGAGGCGACGACGCCGACCAUGGAAGCAGUGGGGUAGAAAGCGGUAUCCGUGCAUCUCAGAUUUUCAUCAGCGUGAUGGGAAUGAUGCCGCAAGAGGACGUGGUGGGGAGUAGAGUUGACACGGAGAAAUGGUUUACUGUCUUCGCCCCCUCCAACUUCGAUACGGAAUCGCUCCUCAUCGUUUGGCAGAGGAUAGGAGUAGGAUAGUUGGUGGCGAUUGUUGUUGCCCGGCCCGCAAUAUCAAUCAUCAAUGGGGUGCUGAUCACCCCGUGGGUUGGAGGUGGGCUGUUUAGGGAUUAGCUUGCAGGAGGUCAAUCCUUCCCUUGCGCAGGGAAGUAAUAAAUGCCCCCUGACAGU
This is a messenger RNA of Chara braunii, 632 nucleotides long. The record is from the annotation of a GenBank genome assembly. Lineage: Eukaryota; Viridiplantae; Streptophyta; Charophyceae; Charales; Characeae.